AUGGAUGAAUUAUUUAAAAUUCAAGAAACACGUGAAUUAAAAGGGUUAUUGGAUGGUGAAAAGAUAUGUUGUGUUGGAGGAAGUCCAUGUUGUUUAUUUAUUGGAACAACUUUUGGCAAAAUUAUCUGUAUGAAUAUAGAAACGAAUUUCGCGUCGAAGGGAAUUAUACAAUUACCAACGAAAUCAGCGAUCAUUGAAUUAAUAAGUGCAACAGCCGUUGAUUGUUUGAUUGUUUUAUCUGCUUCAACACUAUUUUAUGUUGAAAUGUCUUCUAUGAAGAUACUAACUUCAAGCACAAUGUCAAAUAUUCUAUCAAUAGCAAUUAAUAGUUCUCCAGUAUUGGACGAUCCUUUUAUGUUGCAGUUGGUACUUUCUGUGUCAAAUCGUCAACUGUUGCUCUGUGAAAAGACUGGCGAAGAUAUGCUUAUUCGACGAAAGAUUUCGCUUGAAAGUAACGUUGAAACAUUAGCUUAUAAUCGAAACUGUAUUUGUUUUGCUAUGGCAAAUUCUUAUUAUAUUUUUAACAUUACUAAUAAUACAAUGCAGUCUCUGUUCCCUUAUGAUCUUCAAACUAUUCGACCACUUGUCAUCACCAUUGAUACGGAAGAAUUUCUAGUCAAUGGAAUGCAAGGUUUGGGAGUUUUUGCAACGUCAAAUGGAGUUUCUUCCCGACCACCAUUGUUUUGGGGCAGUGGUAUUGUUAUUUCCUUGGCAUAUCGAUCUCCCUAUAUAUUUGUUCUUACUUCAUCUUCUCUGAAUAUUUUUUCCUGCAAAAACGUCAGUGAAAUACAGAAGUUGGUUGUUGCUGAAUGUUGCAUUUUACGGAAUAUUGAUGGUCAGAUUGUGCUUUGCUCUUCAACUUCUAUUAAUAUUCUUUGUGAAAUUUUAUGGUUUCAUCGAGCUGAAGCUCUUCUUGAAAAAGGUCAAGUAAAAGAAGCAUUACAACUAUCUGAGAAUGCAUUAAUAAAUGGUCGAUAUGAUGAAAUUCAAAUUUCUAGGGUGAAUACCAUAAAGCAAAAGGCGGCAAUAUCAUUCUUCUUGACCAAAAAAUUUCUCGAUUGUUCUCAGUUGGCCGUAUCUUCCGAAAUGGACCCAAGAAAGAUUAUGGUUUAUUAUCAGCAUUUUCUUCCAUUGCCUUCAAAUUUUGAAUUUGAAAUAAAGAAUGCCGAAGUCGAUGUUUCUUCAUCUGAUUAUUUAAAUUUCUUAAAUGAAUAUAUUCAUACUAUUAGAAAUGAAUAUUGGGCGAAAGAUUAUUAUCGAGACUUAGAUGCAGUUUCGUUGAGAUUAUUAUCGAUGCGUAAAGUUUUUCUUGAAAAGGACGAUUUCGCUAAUGAUUAUUCAUAUGAUGAUAAUGAACAAUGGCUUAUUGCUGGUAAAAAAGAAAAAUUUCUCGCAAGCCUUGCGUUUUCUUGUGGUCGAUACUUUAUUGCUUAUGAUUUGUGUGAACGUAUCAGUGAUGAAAAUGAUUUAUUCAAUUGGAUGGCACUUUUGUUGAAAAUCGGUACUCCAAACGUUGUUCGACAAUUCAAUCAGCAAACAAUAUUAAAAAUUGAUCCAACCAAAGUUAUCAUUUUAUUGGAGCAGUAUCCAAAUGAAUUGAUAUAUUAUUUGGAGCGCAUAAAGCCUCGUGAAAUCAAAGAAUACCAUACGAAGCUGGUCAUUUGUUAUAUUAACGAAAUCAAAAAAAUGGAAGCUUCUGAAAAUAUAAUUGGUGAAGAUUUAUGUCGGAAUUAUAGGUUUUCAUUGCGUAACAUGCUUCUUGAAUCAACUCUUUUUGAUAUUUACAAAGUAGAAACGGAAUUGAAAUCGGGCAAUUUUGCUGUAGAACGUGCUUUUCUAAUAGGAAAGAUUUCAAAUGCUGAACAAUGCCUCAAAAUUUUACUUUACGAAUAUGAAGAUUACGAAGCAGCCGAAUUAUUCUGUUUUCAUAUGCAUUCAUUUCAUCAAAGAAUAUUUCAAACAUAUCCAGAAUUUCAAGGGCGAAUCGUUUCACUAUUGAAUUCAAUAAAUAAUCCCGUGAACGCUGUUGAUAUAAUCAGUCAGAUGCCGAGUGAUUGGUCGUUAUCACUAAUAAAAUUCUAUGCAUCAAAGGCUAUCAUAUCGUCAGAUAAUUGCUUCCACACUAAUUUAUUAAAACUUUCUGUAAGCUUUUAG
Dracunculus medinensis (Guinea worm) is the source of this 2154-nucleotide messenger RNA. The record is from the annotation of a GenBank genome assembly. Lineage: Eukaryota; Metazoa; Nematoda; Chromadorea; Rhabditida; Dracunculidae.